This is a messenger RNA of Microplitis demolitor, 2148 nucleotides long. It is a transcript of the gene Ir21a, whose product is annotated as ionotropic receptor 21a. The record is from RefSeq and is a predicted model, not a curated record. The transcript has 9 exons. Gene Ontology annotation, cellular component: membrane. NCBI's taxonomy places the organism in Eukaryota, Metazoa, Arthropoda, Insecta, Hymenoptera, Braconidae. Gene Ontology annotation, molecular function: ligand-gated monoatomic ion channel activity. The annotation marks the transcript as partial.
AUAUCGUACAACUAUUUGUAUCUAUUAAUUAAAUUAAUAAUAAUUAGAUUAAAAUCUGUCAUACAUCAAUCAACAAUGCGAAUUUUCAUGAUCCUCACAAUCUUCCUAGCAGUCGUGUAUUCAAAUCACUUGGAUAGUAAAGAAAAAUUUUUUAAAAAAUAUCUCGACUCAAGAGCACGAUCAGAAAGUCUAGGACGUCUUCUUAAUCAUAUUUUCCAUGAAUAUUUCACCGGCUGCAUUGUAAUUACGAUAUUCGACGAUAAAGUAAAUACCAACUAUCCAGGAUUAGUGAAUAAUUUAAAUGGAGAUUUAUCAGACGUUUCAUUCGUUCGUAGCCAUUUAAAUAAUACUCUAGAUCAAUCACCUCUAAAAUGUCAAAAUAAAUGCUAUCAUUACUUGAUGUUUUUGAAUAAUAUUUAUGAUAUAAGUAAUGUUUUAUCUAAAAAAUCAACAAACAAAGUGGUAAUUGUGUCGCAAUCAACACCGUGGAUCGUAAAAGAAUUUUUAAAAAGUAUUUCAUCUAGAUCUUACACUAAUUUACUAGUAAUAACUCACAGCAUGAGCGAAAGGACAGAGGUAAUGCUGAAUAAUCCAUAUUUAUUGUAUACCCAUAAACUUUAUGUCGACGGAAGCGGUGCAAGUCUUCCAUUUCUCUUGACUUCAUGGAUUGGAGAUCAUAUGACACAAAAGGCAAUCGAUCUCUUUCCCAAGAAACUCAGCGGCGGUUUCAAGGGCCACAGAUUACUCAUUGCGACCGCCCACCAGCCUCCUUUUGCCAUUAGAACGAAUGUAAUAACUGGGAGUAAAAUCGAUUGGGACGGAAUCGACAUACGUAUGAUACAAUUGCUCAGCAAAACUUUGAAUUUUACCGCCGACUUUCGUGAUCCCGUUACAAUUAACAGUCCAGUUUACGCUGCCACAACGGAUGUUAUCACCGGAAAAGCAUCUGUAGCAGCCGGCGGUAUUUACAAAACAACCAAUAUUACAUCAGUCUUAGAUACAUCCGUGUCUCACAUGGAAGAUUGCGCUGCAUUUAUUUCUUCAUCAUCGUUAGCAUUGCCCAAGUAUCGAGCUGUCAUGGGACCCUUUCAACCAGGUGUCUGGGUUCUCAUAUGCAUUGUUUACUUUAUUGCCAUUAUCCCAUUGACAAUCAACACUGAUUACAGUCUGAGCUCAUUGAUAACUCGUCCUAGCAGAUUUAUACACAUGUUUUGGUUUGUUUUCAGUACAUUUACCAACAGUUUUGUUGUUAAGAAUCCUUUGACUACUAAUGGAUUUGCUAAAAAUUCGACGGCUCUUCUUAUUGGUGUUUACUGGGCAUUUACAAUAAUUAUUACAUCUUGUUACACUGGAUCAAUAAUGGCAUUUAUUACAGUACCAAUGUUUCCAGAAUCAAUAGAUACUAUUGAUCAACUUAUAAAUGAAGGUUACGAUGUUGCAACUUUAGACCAUGAUGGUUGGGAAAAAUGGUUCAAUUGGACAACAAUUGAAGAUCCAGUUGCCGUUAAAUUAUUGAAAUCUCUCGAAUAUGUACCAACAGUUACCGAAGGAGUAAAAAAUGCAAGUAAUUCGUUCUUUUGGUCUUACACAUUUCUCGGGUCUAAAAUUGUUCUUGACUAUCACGUACAGGCAGAAUAUACUCCCAACUGGUCGACGAGAAGAUCAGCUAUGCAUAUCAGCAAAGAAUGUUUGGUGAACUUUGGAGUUACUUUGGUAUUACCCAAGGACUCAGUAUACACUCAUCCUUUUAAUACGGUAAUAAUGCGAGUCCGACAAUCUGGUUUGAGUCAGAAAAUAAUACGUGAUGUUGAAUGGGAUAUUCAGAGAACAGCCGAAGGAACUCGACUUCCAAUCUCAGAAGAUUAUAAACGACGAAAAGUAAUUAUAGAAGAGAGACAACUUGCUCUGGAUGACACGCAGGGAAUGUUCCUCGUUCUUGGAGCAGGAAUCCUCAUUGCUAGUCUAGUACUUUUAAUUGAGUGCUGUGUUGAUGGUUUUAAAAAAAAAGACACUGUUGCUGAUACCACAACUUUUACGUCACUCGCUACUACACCACGUAUGAGUUUUCUGACAGUUCCAAAGCCUUGGGAUAUUGAAAGUUCAAACUGCCCGCCGAGACCUCGAAGAUUCAUGAGAGGUAGCAUUUAG